This is a messenger RNA of Protopolystoma xenopodis, 411 nucleotides long. The record is from the annotation of a GenBank genome assembly. Lineage: Eukaryota; Metazoa; Platyhelminthes; Monogenea; Polystomatidea; Polystomatidae.
AUGAAUACAGUUGCUUUCGUCCAUGCUUUCUCACGUCCAAAAGGGAUCCUCUUCGUUAUUCCUCCAAGUCUGCCAACCAAUAGAGACGGCUUUAGUCGUCGUGAUGGUGCAUUUCUCGCUGGCUUUUUGGAUGCACGUGGCUACCUUGUGGUGCUCUGCCGCCUGAACAAAUUCCGCCUGGCCCAGCGUUAUUCCGCGGCCCUACCAACUGCAGCCAACCCCACGGGAGUUGUGCGUCUCAUCUCGGCAGAGCCAGUACCUGCCGAAAAGUGGCUGACAAUGCGUCUCGUGAAAUGGCGGCGCGCAAUAACCUUAGAAGUGAAUAAUCAAGCACGUCGACGAGCCAGAUUGGUAUGCACAAUUAAUCAAACAUUUUAUUUUGUGAAUAAUGUAAAACAUUUUUCAUCUUGA